Messenger RNA from Fomitiporia mediterranea MF3/22, 1005 nucleotides. RefSeq lists its product as uncharacterized. The record is from RefSeq and is a predicted model, not a curated record. Lineage: Eukaryota; Fungi; Basidiomycota; Agaricomycetes; Hymenochaetales; Hymenochaetaceae. The transcript has 8 exons. Bases 1 to 1005 code for a protein of 334 amino acids.
AUGGCUGACUCCGCAACAUCCGCAGUGCCUGCUAUUAACUUCAACCUCGUCGUUGGUCCCCUCCUCAUAGGUACUGUCGUCAAUGCCUUUGUAUUCGGGAUUUGCUUUUUGCAAUUCAUCGAGUACUUCUCUGCGGGCUACAAGGAUAACUGGAAGCUCGUUGCACUCCUCGUAUGGGUCACCCUCAUCGACAUAUACCAGACGGGUUCAACAGUCGCGUUAAUGUGGCAUUAUGUCGUCGAUAACUUCAGCAAUGUUAUUGCGCUGGCUUCCUCACCCUGGACAUAUGCUUCACUACCGAUCUUCAGCACUCUUGCGGCCGUGCCGAUCCAGCAUUUCAUGGCAUGGAGAAUUAUGCGCUUCUCCAAGUCGAUCUGGCUCUUCAUUUUCAUCUCUGUACUCUCCCUGGGCCAGGGCGCAUUAGCUUGCGCAUCUGCGACGAUGGGCUUGCUCUCUCCGACGAUCGCCUCUCAUGUGAAGAUCAUUCCUGUCGCAGAUGCAUGGCUGGCUACGUCUGUCGCAUGCGACGUUAGUAUUACUGUCCUCCUGUUAUUCUACCUUAACAAGAGUCGCACGGGCUUCAAGAGGACCGACUCGAUCAUCUUCCGACUUUCUCGCAUUACGGUGGAGGCCGCUUUACCCGUGACUAUUCUCUGCAUCAUGGACCUCAUUUUCCUGACCAAGCUCCCCAACUACAACCUCCACUUCAUGUGUGCCAUGCCGGUCGGGCGCCUCUACACUAACACAUUACUGACUACCCUGAAUGCUCGUGAGAGUCUCCGGAAGACUAUGGAGAGCAGUGUACACAACAGCUACCAGCUUGGCUCACGUAACCUCACAGGUCGAGUGACGGGUGGCGGCCGUACUACGGAAGUUCACAUUAAUGUCGAACAGGAUGUGCGAAUGGAUCAAAUGAAGUCUAUCCCAGAAUUUACCUCUCACUCUGGCGAGGACUUCUAUUCAGUCACACCAUCGUCCAUCGACGACAAGGCUAACUUUGCAUAG